ACAAAAUCAGGAAUAGUAGCAGAUUAUUCAAGUAAUCAAGAAGUAGAAAAUGAAAAUACUGAUUAUAAUAACACUGAUGAUCUAUUAUCAGAGGAAACAACACCAGCACCUAAAAAAACAAGCACCUUAGAAUGGAAUCUUAUUGAAGAUUUAAAGCCUAUAAUUAUUAAUGAAUGGAUCAUUGAAGAUGUUAGCCUGACUGAGUCCUUCAAGCUCUAUAAAGAAUCUUCAGCAAUUAUGGCAAAAAUAAGAGAAUUAAUUGCUAAUUUCUUGGAAAAAUAUUUUGUUAAUUACAGGUCUUUAAAUACAAUAUUUCUUAUGGAGGAAUAUUCAACACAUGUAAAAUUAGGCAUACCAUCAUCAAUACAUCAAAAAGCUUUCAACCAGAUAAAGGCACUAUAUCCAAAAAUAAAUUUACCAAAAGAUAUUGUUGCAAUUGUGCAAAUAUUGCCCAUACAAGUACUAAAGAGCAAUUUGAGGAUUUAUCAGAAAAUUUAUAUGAUAACUGAAAGUAACUAUAGACCAUCAAAACAAGAAUUUAUUAAGAACUUGCAAUAG
Molecule: messenger RNA, 558 nt
Organism: Entrophospora candida
Lineage: Eukaryota; Fungi; Glomeromycota; Glomeromycetes; Entrophosporales; Entrophosporaceae
Source: the annotation of a GenBank genome assembly